UUAAACACAAGUCAUAUACAAUCGAUAUUUCACCAUAUUUUUUAUCUGGCACAAACGUGAAUAAGGUAUGACGAAUAACACUGAUUAUCUUCAGAUUCUUUGGGAACUGAAAUACUCCGACGUCGCUGUAAGUAGUACCAUUCUGACAAUUAUCGGAGGUAUUGUUGGAAUACUAGGGAAUGGUUCAGUUAUAAUAUGUUACUUCUUUCGGAUUCAGGAACGAGGACAGCGUUAUUUUAUUCCUGUGUUGGCAGUCGUAGACUUAGUUGCGUGUAUAACAAGUUCUGUGUUCUACAUAAUGGAUAAUAAGUUUUUAUUGAAUUAUCCCUAUGAUUUGAUGUGUCGUAUUCUAAUUUUUUUGCAGCUGCUUGUGCCCGGGAUAUCGGCUAGUCUACUAGUCAUUAUUGGUGUUCAAAGAUUUCUGUUAGUUUGCAAACCUCACGGACCAAGGAUGACAUCACGCUGGAAAAGGAUCGCCAUUGUUGUCGUAUGCUUGUUUUCUUUGGCAUUAUCUGCACCGUUUCUUGCAAUAUCUGGAAUUAAAACAUCAUCCAAAACGUUUCAAAAUCAUACACUACAGAUGACAGUCUGUAAAUUUUUCACAGCAGAAAUUACAGCAAAUAUAAGAGCGUACAUCAGCUGUCUUCUACUGCUAAUUAUUAUCAGUAUUUUGAUAACCAUAACUUUGUUCAUAUUAGUGUUGAAAAGGAUAAAACUCACUUUUCUUGGGAAAUUCAAAAGUUGGCGUAAGACAUUUAAACAUCGAAAUACACCUAGUAAUACUGAUUCAACAAAAGAUAUAGAACUCUACAAUUGUGAAAGAAAACUUCACGGAAUUCAGAUCCAUAAAUUAUCCUGCUCCACUCCAAGCAUUGGCGUUUCUUCUACCAUGAGUGUUGAUCUUGAUACUAAUAAAUCAGUAAAUACUUUAAAGAAAGAGGACAGCGAAAGAACAAGGAAGGAAAAAGCAACAAGAAGAAUAACGAUUAUGUUUUUUGUCAUUAUUGUUGCUUAUGUUUUAUCUUAUAUUCCUACUUGUAUCAUUUUUAUUGUAGUAUAUACUCUCCCUGAUUUCAAUUACAUUUCUUUGUCAAGAGAGGCAGCUUUUCUUAUUAUCUACCUUUCUCGUUUUGUGUUUCUUAACCAUAUUGUCAAUCCCUUUAUAUACAGUUACUUCGAUCAGAAUUUUAGAACUGAAUUGAGAAAGUUAUUUGCAUGUGUAAAUAAAUAAUGGGGACAUAAAAUAAUAGUCUGUGAAGAUACAGUUGGCUUAGGCAAAUAAUCAGUUUCCGCAUAUCAUUUGUCAUGUAAGAAGAUAUAGAUUUAUUUUCGGAAUACAUUGUUACAAGUUCGAGAUAAAAUCUAGAUUUGUUGUGUAGGGUUUUUCCGAACGUUAUCGGAUUUAGACAACUCAGACAAAUAAUCAAUUUUCCACACUAUUUGUUUCAUGCUUGAAUAUUUUGAUUUGAUAUUCAUUGUAUAGUUUGACACCGUGACAACUUUCUUAAACUAUACUGGAUUUCUACCAAACUUGGACAGAAGCUUGUUUAUGAUCAUACGAUAGUACCCAGAAGUAUAGUUUGAAAAAAUGAUAAUCCAUUUUUUCUGUUUUUUACUUAUAAAUGGACUUAGUUUUUCUGCAGGGAAACAUUACAUUCACUCUGUGGUUAAAGUUUUUAAAAUUUUCUUUAACUAUCCCGGGUUUGUACCAAACUUGGACAGAAGCUUUUUUAUGAUCAUAAGAUAGUAUCCAGAAGUAAAUUUUGUAAAAAAAAUAAAUCCAUUUUUUCCGUAUUAUACUUAUAAAUGGACUUAGGUUUUCUGCCAGGAAACAACACAUUCAC
This is a messenger RNA of Mytilus trossulus (common blue mussel), 1844 nucleotides long. RefSeq names its product 5-hydroxytryptamine receptor 1A-like. Gene Ontology annotation, cellular component: plasma membrane. Gene Ontology annotation, molecular function: G protein-coupled peptide receptor activity. Bases 68 to 1231 code for a protein of 387 amino acids. The record is from RefSeq and is a predicted model, not a curated record. Gene Ontology annotation, biological process: neuropeptide signaling pathway. The transcript has a single exon. Lineage: Eukaryota; Metazoa; Mollusca; Bivalvia; Mytilida; Mytilidae.